Molecule: messenger RNA, 1434 nt
Organism: Oppia nitens
Lineage: Eukaryota; Metazoa; Arthropoda; Arachnida; Sarcoptiformes; Oppiidae
Exons: 6
Coding region: 40-1434 (464 amino acids)
Source: RefSeq, a predicted model, not a curated record
UUAUAUAUUAAUUUAAGUUUAGCUAACGGUUCAAACAAAAUGAUUAAAAAACUUUUGCUCUUAAACUCAAUUAUUUGUUUAACGCUGAUGGUUGACAUUAAUGGCGAAUCAAUACAUUUAUGUAAGGCAUUGAAAGACAAUACCGUAAUAGACUUUGCAAUUGCUGUUCCCAAUGAUAACGUCUAUCAAAUGUUUAUUGUCAUCGGAAACAACUACUGGGAACUGGAGUACAAAUUAAGUGGUAGUCGUCGUCGACGAGAUGUAUACGACAUGUUAGGCAUUCCUUCGGAUGGAAAUCAAGAAAAUUCAAAAAAUAAUUCAAUCGACAAUAUUAACCAAAGAAGUGGUGAGGAUAUGUCUGUACCGAAAGGAGAACUCAAACUAAAGAGCAGUUUUAGCAAACAAAGCAAAUGGUUGUCCGGUAAAUACCAGACAGGAUUUGGUCUUAGAUAUGAUGACAACAAUCAAAUAAUUUUGACUUUAGUUGAUGUCAUCAAUGGUAAGAUAAAUUGGGCUUUAUUUCCAAAAAACAUCAAAGUAUUGACACCAAAAGGCCAAAAGUCGACAUUUAAUGCAAACUUCGAUGAAUUUAAACCAAACGUUGCUUUCAUUCCUAUUUCAUAUCUUAAAGAAAAUCUGAUUUUAGUAAUCGAGGAUAAUAUUGGCUCAAAAGCAGCAAAUUAUCGCUUUUACAAACUAAAUGAUCCCAACAAAGGUUGGACUGAAGACAAAACUGCUUCAUUACCACCGGCCGUUCAAAAGUUGUCAACAAUGACUAAUGUCUUAAUUAAAGGUUUAUUUGGACUUCAAUUGCCCGGUUCAAGUGAUGCCCAGAAAAAUGGGUUAAUUGUAUUGACUGAACGCUGUACACAAACUCCAGCGCCCACUAACCCUUGCAGAGGAAGUAUUACAUAUCAUUAUUGUAUUACACGAGAGUCCACUACUGAUCCCAUACUCGGAGGAAAUAUGGAGUGUCAUCCGGCAAAGUCAAAGUCUCUUAUAGAUUGUUCAAAGGACUGGUCAUCAGAGGUACCUCCAGUGGACUCAGCGAAUGCUGACGAUGAAGAUUUACUAUCAAAUGGAGGACAAAAAUCUACAAAUGAUAAAAGUGAUGACAAUCGACAAGUCGAUGGACACAAUGGAACUACAGAUAUACUUUCAUCUACAGAAAAGACCACAAACAGUGAUAGUGGUGGCAAGUCUUGGAUAAUAUACGCCAUUAUCGCUGUUAUCAUUUGUGCCAUUAUAGCUGUUCUUUGCAUUGUCUUGUUUUGUGUAAUGAGAAAGAAAGGAACUGAAUCAGAAUUUAAAGACAAAUCUAACAGUAAUUCACAACAAAACUCCGCCACAAGUGAUGUCAAAGCGACUAAAGUCUCAUCAUCUAUUAGUCGGGCACUUAGUGUUAGAAGUGGUAUUCCUGAUAAAAAAUCAUAA